Molecule: messenger RNA, 1604 nt
Organism: Cladophialophora immunda
Lineage: Eukaryota; Fungi; Ascomycota; Eurotiomycetes; Chaetothyriales; Herpotrichiellaceae
Exons: 1
Coding region: 202-1515 (437 amino acids)
Biological process (GO): regulation of transcription by RNA polymerase II
Molecular function (GO): zinc ion binding; DNA-binding transcription activator activity, RNA polymerase II-specific
Source: RefSeq, a predicted model, not a curated record
CGAUUCUUUCCCUCCUACCCACCCCAAGGCAGGCAGCUUUCUUCUCAAACUACUCGGCGAAGACGCGACGAAUAACCACCGCUUCAUCGAUCUGUCUAUCGGGGCGAACAGUUGUUCUAUUCAGUGCAUAUAGUAUUGUUGCCUUCAUCGAGAUAAGAUAACAUCGUGCGCAGCGCAAUAUUGUUCCCGAGCAAACCUCCAAUGGCCCGUACAGCGAAAAUCAGCCCGGUGCCAGGGUCUACAUCCGCCGGGGACAAUGCCACCUCUCGCAAGCGAAGGGCUCACAAGAAGUCUAGGCUAGGCUGUCGCAAUUGCAAAAUACGCAGAGUGAAAUGCAACGAAGUUCGACCAAUGUGCGGAAAGUGUCUGGAAUACGGCGUCUUAUGCAACUACGAUCCUAGCAUACCUGAUCUUCAACCUCGAACCGACGCUUCCGAACUUGGCUGCUUGUAUUCAAGGAUGGAUAAGUCCCUCCAGGGAACGACUAAGCCUAUUUUAGAUAUGGUGAAUGUCUCCUUGGACAAAAACACUCAUGGGCCAGAGUUGCAAAGCGGAGCUACGCGAUUCGACAGAUCUGACCUGGCGCGACUUGACAGAUUCCAAACCAGGACAGUUCUAACCAUUGGCACUAAGAAAGUUGCCAGGGUUUUCCAGAAGGAAGUCAUCCUGCUUGCCUGUACGAACCCCUUCCUCAUGCACUUGGCGCAGGCAGUGACGGCGUCCCACGACCGGUAUUUGUGCGGAGUGGCCACUUCGAGACCGAGCACAGCCGAAGCCUACCACUUGAACAAAGCCUUGAUCGCCUUCCAGAGCAUUCUCUCUCGUCCGAUUAGACCUGAAGAAGGGGAUGCAUUGUUGGUCGCCUCAUCUCUCCUUGGGGUUGUGAGCUUCUUCAACCUUGAGGCAUCGUCUGUCGAAGAGGUUUGGCCAUUGCAGGAUGCUGACAUGGCAUGGCUCAACUUGAGCGAUGGAAAACAAACCAUUUGGCGACUGGCAAGUCCAUUGAAAGGCGACAGUCUUUGGCGACAGGUGGCCCACCUAUUUGACCGCGAUAGAAUGCCUGCACAUCAAAUUCCAGAACACGUUCCUUCGGUCUUUGAUCACCUCUGUGCCGAAGAUGCUUCGUCGGCAUCGGCACGGCUCAACCCUUAUUACAGAACUGCACAACAACUUCUACCCUUACUGGACCUUGAAUGCAAUGACUCCACCUGGUUACAGUACCUGGGCUUUGUCAAUCACAUGGAUCCCCCCUAUAAGUCUCUACUUGGACGCAAAGAUCCUUGGGCGUUGCUCAUGCUUUUAUAUUGGUACAUGAAGGUCUGCCGGGGUGCUUGGUGGAUUUCGUCUCGGUCCAUUCUCCAGGGGCAGGCGAUCUGCCUAUAUCUCUCACGAUAUCAUUCGGAUGAUUUAGCGAUACUCGCAGCUUUGGAGAAGCCGAGGAUGGUAUUCGAUGCUGCACGAAUGGAAGGGUGGGGAGGUAUAUCUUCUGCGGUAGACAGUCCGCGGUGGUCUUAAUUUGAGAGGUUUCGCUCCCAGAGCAGGAGCUGGUGUAGCAAUUAGGUCUUGCCAAAUGUCUCGACCGUUCACAUAAUGAUGAAACAAGU